AGUUUUAAAAAAUAAAAAUUGUCAAUUAUCAAUCUUGUUUUGACGUUUGUGUUAUUAAGUAAACAAAACAAACUUAGGAAAUAAAAAUUAUUAUAUUUAAAAUAACUUACCGGAAUAAGUUACCGGAGAUAUCAUACAACUAAUCUGUAAAUGAUAAUUUUUUUUUUUUUAUCAAUACACUUUAUUACUAUUAUAACCUACAAUGGCUUUAAAUAAGUUUAUGCAUCCUCGUAACAUUUACAAAAUGCGCCCUGACUUUGUAAAGCUGGCAAAAACAUACGAAGAAUUCUCAGAAAUAGCUAAAGUGGAUGUCAGUGGAAAAGUAAGUAUUGAUUUUAAGGAUCCCAAUUCGUUGAGAAUUCUAACACAAUGUUUGCUGAAGGCUGACUUUGGUCUGGACAUAGUUAUUCCUGAAGAUCGCUUAGUACCAACACUUCCACUCCGGUUGAAUUAUAUACUAUGGAUUGAAGAUUUGAUGAGUGCUAUCAAUAAAAGUGAUCCUAUUUUUGGCCUUGAUAUAGAAAUAUUUUUAGGUACCGGAGCUUGUGCAAUAUAUCCCUUGUUGGCUGCAGUUAAGAAUAAAUGGCACAUGGUGGGAUUAGAAACAGAUUCUGAAAGUUUGCAACAUGCUACAUACAACAUUAGCAAGAAUAAUUUACAAAAUUAUAUUGAAGUGAAAGAAAAUACCACAAAGUCAGUACUUGAAUAUAUGUUUUUGGAUGAAAACAGCCAAACAUUUGAAUUUUGUAUGUGUAACCCACCAUUUUACACUAACAUAGAAGAACUAUGGGAGUCUCGUAGCCCAGCCAGGCCUGAACCUAAAAAUGGCUUUACUGGAUCACCACAUGAGCUUAUAACUGAAGGUGGAGAGUUGCAGUUCUGUAGAAAAAUUAUUGAAGAAAGCAAACUACACAAAGACAAAAUUCUAAUAUUUACCACUAUGGUUGGGCAUAAGUUUAAUUUAAAGGAAUUAAUUAUUGAUUUAAAGGCUGAUGGUAUUAAAUAUACAACUACAGAGUUCUGUCAAGGUCGGGUCACCAGAUGGGGACUAGCCUGGACAUAUCAAAAUUAUGAUUUUUCAAAAAUGUUCUCACCAAGAGAAUUGAAGCCUAAGAAAAAUGUUCCAAUUUCAUUUUCCUUACCAGAACUAAAUGAAUGCAAUGAUAAUAUGCAGAAGUUGAAAAACAUACUACAAGAUCUUCAAAUUAUUCAUAAGGUUGUAACAAAACGAAAGAACGAAUUGGUUCUUGAUAUUGAAGCAAUGUCCAAUACAUGGUCAAACCAACGUCGUAAAAGAAGAAUACUGAAGCGUUUGUCAGGGGACCAAAUGAAAAAAGUAAAAAAUGAUUUAGAAAUACCAACCAAUGAGAUAUCAGAGAAAAUUCAUCACAAUACUGAUGAAUUGCAAAAAACCAUUAUUGAUAAGAGUAUUGACCCUCUAGAGGGUACAAGUCAUAAUUUAUCAAAUAGCAAAUCAUUAGAAAAUCAAACACCAGCAAUAGUACAUGGAAUAAUGAAAAUAAAUAACAAAGACAAGAUUUUACAUAUUGAAAUUGAAUUUAUAAAUGGUAGCGCUGGUAAAGAAGGACUACAUCAAAUAGUUCAGUACAUUAAAAAUAAUUGGAAAUGAU
Bicyclus anynana (squinting bush brown) is the source of this 1631-nucleotide messenger RNA. Its product is annotated as U6 small nuclear RNA (adenine-(43)-N(6))-methyltransferase. Bases 203 to 1630 code for a protein of 475 amino acids. Gene Ontology annotation, biological process: rRNA base methylation. The record is from RefSeq and is a predicted model, not a curated record. Gene Ontology annotation, molecular function: 23S rRNA (adenine(1618)-N(6))-methyltransferase activity. The transcript has 7 exons. Lineage: Eukaryota; Metazoa; Arthropoda; Insecta; Lepidoptera; Nymphalidae. Gene Ontology annotation, cellular component: nucleus.